Capsicum annuum is the source of this 947-nucleotide messenger RNA. RefSeq lists its product as uncharacterized. The transcript has 3 exons. The record is from RefSeq and is a predicted model, not a curated record. The coding region runs from base 87 to 476 and encodes 129 amino acids. Lineage: Eukaryota; Viridiplantae; Streptophyta; Magnoliopsida; Solanales; Solanaceae.
AAGGAAUCUGAAAAGUUUCCUUUAUCAAUUACACUUGGGUUUAGGACAAGAGUCGAUCCUUUUCUCUUGAGCUUGACGAUGGAGCUAUGAUGUCGGAAUUCCCAGCUUCGAUGCCAGCUGUCUUAGCUGAAGCUUCACUUCUCACAGGUUCUGAUGACCAUGCUGCUUCCAUUUCACCCAGGAUCUGUCACCUUUUCCUCUACUUCUCCAAACUUAUUAUUCACUAUUAUAUCCUUGUCCUUCAAGGUGUGUUCUUUUUUAUUCCAUAUCAUCUUCGUCUUUCUUCCAUGAUUCCACUUUCUUUUAAAUGGUUUUCUCUUUUGCUGUUGAAAAUCAGCUUCUCCUAUGUCCUUGUCAUUAUUUUUGUUUUUUGUAUUAUUCUCUUUUCCGUUGCCCCUUUCUUCUUGUUUGUGUGCCAUUUUUCUUCUAUUUCAGCUACUUCCUCCUUUUCAUCCUUUGGAUAUAAUUCUAGAUGAAUGACAUAAUAUUCCUUCUCAUUGUGACCCUGUAACUUACAUUCCUUGCAAUACUUUGGAACAUAGUUAUAUUUGAUAGGAAUUCAUUUUUCUACCACUUCUAUCUUUUUAUGCAUACUAAUAUUAAUCCUCUUAGAAAUUACCCCAGUAAAUCAAUUUCCACUUUAACUUUGGCACAACUUGGUCUUGUUCUAUUUUGAGUCGCUAAAUCAACCAGUAAAGGCUUUCCCACAGCAGCCGCCAAUGAAAAAAUAGCUUCUUUUGCAAAAAAAAAUUAGGAGACAAUGAUGGGAAUGAUAUCUAUGCUAGUACAGUAGUUGUUUCCUCUUCAGGGUUAAACAUUGAAUCCCACUUUAAUGUUCUCAUAGGGUAGGACCAGAAAUUCUUGGUGAUAUAAAAUUAUGGCUUUGAUAAGAGAUGUACAUUAUCUUCAAUUUUCGUAACUCUUAUUAAUAUAUGUCGCUUACUCAA